AUGACAGAGAGUAACGUUGAUACAAUAUUAUCUCGAAUAUCAGAAGUCUCUGAGCAGUGGGAAUCAAGUGAAGGACCAUCUCCAUGCCAUAAUAAUUUUCGCUUUAGCAAAAAAUCAGUCCCUACUAUGAGAGAGGCUCUCUGGUUGAUCCAAGAUAAUUUAAGAUUGGCUUAAAAUUCCAGUCUCUAAGAAUUAUUUCUGUCUUUUGGCAUCUCAUGGAUAGCUUUGCGCUGGUACUAAGGGCUAUCCUCACCUAUGGCCUUUUACUUCUGAUGCCACCAAAAAAAUUGAUGACGUAGAAAAUCUCUGGGGAGAAUGCCUUACUGUCUUUUAGGUCUUACGAAACCCUCAAACUCCAAAAGAGAGUGGAGUAUAGCUAAAUCGCCCUUUGCCUUCUAACUGAGCUGCAUCACAGGAUCAGUAAUACUCCCAUGAAGCGCUAAUGGACAUUAUUCCAGUAGCACAUCUGCAAACCAGGAUACAAAGGUUGAGGGUUAGAUCCUGACCAUAAAACCCACCCGGAGAACUGAGUAAUGUGCUCUUCUCCUCUAGGUUCGGAUCAACUCACUGAUCAUCAAGCCAUGACACCAUUUAAAUAAUUUUUUAAUCCAAGAAGAAAACGAAAAUGAACUGCAUAGCCCUAACCCUUCCAAAAAGAUAACAGUAGAUUCAGCUGAAGAAUCCCCAAACGACGAAAAGAAUGCUGAAAUUAAUUUGAAAGAAUUUGAGUCUAAAUUGGUAGGAAAAGACAAAUGUUCAUGUGCUUGCACACUAUUUUAA
Molecule: messenger RNA, 780 nt
Organism: Blepharisma stoltei
Lineage: Eukaryota; Ciliophora; Heterotrichea; Heterotrichida; Blepharismidae
Source: the annotation of a GenBank genome assembly